Messenger RNA from Uncinocarpus reesii 1704, 2151 nucleotides. RefSeq lists its product as uncharacterized. The record is from RefSeq and is a predicted model, not a curated record. The transcript is spliced from 3 exons. Lineage: Eukaryota; Fungi; Ascomycota; Eurotiomycetes; Onygenales; Onygenaceae. The coding region runs from base 1 to 2151 and encodes 716 amino acids.
AUGUUGCGACAGACCAUCUUGUCACUUCUUGUCCUUACGACGUCGGUGCUUGCUACCUCUACCCCGUGCUCAGGACCUCGAGCUGAACCAUUAGUCAAUCCAUCAUUUGAAAACGGUUUAGAUGGUUGGACUGCGAGUAGCGGCAGCAUACUCUCUGGUGGUGCAGCUGAAGGAAACAAAUACUUUCGCGCACUCUCCAAUACCGCCAACGCCCAUGCACAAAUCCAUCAAUCCUUAAAUGGCCUAGAUACUUUUUUCCGUUAUGAUGUCUCCUUUCAAUGGCGCCUAUCUCGCGCAGCUUCCGGGGUUUUACCUAGUGUCUGUACCUUUUCGAUGUUCGCUGGCAAUCUCUUAAUCGGAACCGACUCGUUAACCCUUGGCUUUGGAACAACAUCCACACCUUGGACAUUGUCGGAAUCCACCACCACUGUGGCGACUGGGACUACAUUGUCAAUAACUUCAGAAACAACAGCUUCUACAGCAACGGAGACAUCAUCAGUAACAACUGACUGUGAAUCAGAAACCAUGACAGAAUCAACCACCACUAUGGCCACUGAAACCUCAGCGUCAGUAACAUCAGAAACAACUUCGGCAACAACUGAUUGCGAAUCAGAGACUGUAACUGAUUCAACCACAACUAUGGCCACUGAGACCUCAAUGUCUGUAACAUCAGAAACAACUUCAGCAACGACCGAUUGUGAAUCAGAGACUAUAACAGAUUCAACCACAACUAUGGCCACUGAGACCUCAAUGUCUGUAACAUCAGAAACAACUUCAGCAACGACCGAUUGUGAAUCAGAGACUAUAACAGAUUCAACCACAACUAUGGCCACUGAGACCUCAGUGUCAGUAACAUCGGAAACAACAUCAACAACCGAUUGCGAAUCAGAGACUAUAACAGGUUCAACCACAACUAUGGCCACUGAAACCUCAGUGUCAGUCACAGAGACAACUUCAGCAACAACCGAUUGUGAAUCAGAGACUGUAACUGAUUCAACCACAACUAUGGCCACUGGAACCUCAGUGUCAGUCACAGAGACAACUUCGGCAACAACCGAUUGUGAAUCAGAGACUGUAACCGAUUCAACCACAACUACGGCCACUGAAACCUCAGUGUCUGUAACAUCAGAAACAAUAUCAACAACUGAUUGUGAAUCAGAAACAAUCACAUCAGGAGCAAGUGGAACAAUGUCCUCUUCCACAACUGACAGUGUAUCGGAAACCAUGACUGAAACAACAUCAGCAUCAGAAACCACGUCCUUGACAGCAACUAUAUCAUCUGAAAGCACACUGGCAACAGUGACUGAUACAGCAUCCUCAGCAACUGCAACUGCAACCGAAACCACUCUAAUCACAUCUUCGUCUGUUGAAACAACUACCUACGGUUCAGCCUCAGUGACAGGAACUACAGGAUCUCACACAGAGAGCGAAACAGAAUCCUGUGAUUCAACUGCUUCAACUGGAACUGACAUGACCACAUCCUCUGGUUCUCUUGUGACAACAUCAUCAACCUCUCUCCCUGGCCCUGUUACAGAUACCACCACUAUUUGUGAUUCAACUGAUUUUUCAGCAUCCACAGUCCCUGUGACAUCAGGCCCAGCUAGCCAAUCUGUACCAUCAUCUCCUACGAUCCCAAGUUACACCAUAUCGACUAUAUUCACGACCCGCACAGUUACCAUUACAGCUUGUCCCACUACGAUUCAGGACUGCCCGAGCUCUUCCUAUACGACUUAUACCACAGUUGAAACGAUUCCCAUCACAACGACCUGCCCCGUUAUCACCGAUUCAUUUAUCACUGUUCCUAGUCCAGGAGAAAGCAAGCACAUUACGGAAACGUUGCCCUCGCUCCCAUCCAAAGGUACAACCGAACCUGGUUCGGAUGCAAGUGCAAGUUAUCCGGGGGUUACCCGUACAGUCAUCAUUUCGUCGUCCAGCGCUGCCGUCGAGAUUCCUCCCCCCGAAAUCCCUUCUGCCUCGACCAUGAGCCCGGGAAAUAAUACCCCUACUACAUCAAAUCCUCCUGAAAAUCCUUCAGAGCCGCAGGUGCCGUCCUCUCCACCAACCUUUGAGGGAAGCGCUCACCGAGUCCUUUCCGGAAGCAAUCUGAGUUUCCUGAUGGGUUUUGUUACCUUCGCUGUGCUAGCGUUAUAA